UCUUCAUUGUUCUCACCUGUGUCUCGUUUUGUCUUCAUUGUGUUUGUGUAUUUAACCCUGUUUGUUUCUCCUUUCCCCUGUCGGUCUUUGAUGUACCCUAUGUGGACGUCUGUUAUCCUUGCUCUUCGUCUUUGUUUUCUCCCGUGGAAUCCUUUGUAUGACCGCCGUGUUUUGUUUUACCUUUUUCCCAUCGUGGAUGUUUUCUUUGUUCGUGUUUUGUCUUGUUGUUCAAUAAAAAUCUUCCACUGCAAAUAGAUCCGCAUCCCGUGCCUACCUUGGCCGUCAUUCGUGACAAGUAUACUGGUACAUUAAAUGUUAGCAUUAUGGACAGAAUUCUUCUGCUUUUUCUGCUUUCACUUCCAACAGUUGCUACAACUGGUUCUCAUUCUUUGUGGAUGCUCGCAACUUACAUGAAAGGACAAACACCAUUUCCUGAAUUCAGUUAUGUUUUGAUGUUGGAUGAUGUCAGAGUUCUGUAUUAUAAUGGUGAGACGAAGACUCUCAUUCCAAGAGGAAAUACAACCACUGAAGACACGGUGUUUGAUUCAAAUCAACUUAUCACCAUUAGUGACUAUAUACAAGCAUCUUUUAUACAAAAAUGGGCAGUAGCAACAAACAACUUAAAUAAAACUGAUGGUGUUCUUGCCUGCCAAAGACUGGUUUUAUGUGAGCUGAGGGACAGCGGUGAACCGGGACAAAUGAUCACACGGGAUGCUUUCAGAGGCUCCACCACAGAUGAGUUGCGAUAUCUUGACAAGAAGUUUACAUACCAUGGCACCUUAAAUGUCACAGCACAAGUGCUGAAAUUCCAUCUUGACUUCUCCAUGUGGCGUCAUGAAAAUUUAUACCAACCAUUCUGCAUUAAAACUCUCAAAGGUUACCUUGAAAAGAGGAAAAAUCAAGUAAAUAGAAAAGUGAAACCCAGAGUCAGACUCAUCCAGAAAGCAAACACAGAUUCUGGCGGGUCAUUGGUGAGUUGUUUGGCAACAGGAUUUUACCCUCGUCACAUCAACCUGACCCUGUUUAGAGAUGGACAGCCUGUAUCUGAUCAUGAGAUCACUGGAGGAGAUCUGCUGCCCAAUGGUGACGGGACGUACCAGAUGAGGAAGAAUCUGGAGAUCAGUGCAGAGGAACAGAGAGAGAAACACAAAUACACCUGCUCUACUACACACCUCAGUCUGGACAACAAACUGGACAUCAGUUUGGAGUAUGAUCAUGGAAAACCAUUCAAAUCAGUGAUUCCUUCAUUCCUAACGGUUAUGGCACUGGUGUUGGUCUUUGGGACUGUGGCUGCUGUAUGGAGAAAGCGACAUAAAUCUUCUAUUAAAAGUGAAUACUCCUCUCCAUCUAUACCUGAAGAAAGUGUGGACACAGCAUCGUAAACUCAAGUUUGCUAUACUUCCACAUUUAGAUUCACUAGUGCAUACUGACAACUCCAUCAGCCCGGCAACUAUGACUGGCUCAUGCUCCAUAUUGUCACGAUUCCCUUGUUGUGUGCCCUGUGUUUCACUAGUCUUUGUAAAAAAACCUCCACUUCCCACAAUUCCCGGCCCUCAUCACUGCCAGCACUCUGUCAUUGUUUGCACCUGAUUGUCGUUUGUGAUCAUCCUGUGUCUGUGUAUUUAAACCCUGUUUGUUCCCCGUUCCUUGUCGAUUGUUGAAUGUUUCAGAUGUUUCUAUGUUACCUUUGCCUGGACGUUUCCCCAGCCUGUUUAUUCUUUUGAUGUUUUUUUCAUGUUUUGCAAUUAGAUCCCCACACCUCGUCUGCAUUUCUAACACAUAUAAAUAAUGUUAAAAGAGGGAACUGUUUAUUAAUUGCAUGUUUUUAUUCACCAUGACCGUAUGCCUAUAUUCUCCAUAUUUUUUAAUGUGUUCGAAACAAGCAACAUGUACAUGCUUUUUCAAAAAUUAACUUUCUUAAGACUUGAAGCAGUGCAUGCCGGUUAGAAAUUUUGUCCGACUUGAUACAGCGCCGACGCCAUGUGACUGUGACGUAUGCCAUCAAAGUACCGCGAGAGCGAUUCGAGAGUAGCCGGAGGACUCAGCCAGCGCAGCUUCUCAAGAGCAGCUGCACAGGUUCUGAUGACGACACAACUGAUCCACGAUUGGCCGGAUUCACUGACAACACCGAUGACGUGCGUUUCAAGUUUAUUGCGACUUUUAAAACAGUUCAAUACCUUUUUAUGUCGUCUUUAUCUUAAAAAUCAUAUUUAUUAGAUAUUGUUUUACUGUAUUUAUUGUUAAUAAAGGGUUUGUGUAUGUUUCUUUUGCAUGACUUUCUUUUUCAUACAGACAUUUUACAGUAUUCAGCUCCAUAACCUAUUCAAAUGAGCAUUUUUAAUAACUCAAAUGUUAAUCUUAAAAACAUACAAUCUAAU
Xyrauchen texanus (razorback sucker) is the source of this 2378-nucleotide messenger RNA. RefSeq names its product major histocompatibility complex class I-related gene protein-like. NCBI's taxonomy places the organism in Eukaryota, Metazoa, Chordata, Actinopteri, Cypriniformes, Catostomidae. The coding region runs from base 324 to 1382 and encodes 352 amino acids. The record is from RefSeq and is a predicted model, not a curated record. The transcript is spliced from 7 exons. Gene Ontology annotation, biological process: immune response. Gene Ontology annotation, cellular component: external side of plasma membrane.